UUUAAACUAAUGUGAAUUCACGGCACGUGCGUGUAAUGCUUGCUUUUCGCUGGAGGUUGUGUGUGUAAACUGAAACAAAUUACUUUUAGCGAAAAACAGAGAUGUCUACAAGCUUCAGGAACUUAUGAUAACAACUACUGGCUCCUGGAGAGGAGGAAUGCAGCAUUUUAUUUACUUCUGAUUAAACUGUGGAGGAAAUGUGGGUUAGUUUGGAAUGGUCUCGUGUUGUAGCGUCAUCAUGUGUUUGACAUGGUUCAUUUCAGAGAUACAGGUAACCAGUUUGGUAAACCUAAGACAGAAAGUCGAGUAUUAUGAAUAUUCCUGCACAACGGGACAGUACAGUCCGAAAGAAUUUCUUGAUCUCGCACCCUGUCCCCCUCCUGGAAAGACCCAUCUAAUAUGUGAUAUACCGGCAAAUAUCACGUGCCAAGAAAGGACGCAUAUAUUACAAAACUGUAUAAUAUAUUUAACAGAAGCUGCAAUAAUCCGAACAUUUAUAACGUGCAAUCAAUCUUCAAAAGUGCAAUGUGUAGAAUUCGUAAAUUUAUGCAAGAACGUUUCGAAGUUCAACUGUGGAACUCCUCAGUCCAUAAAACCGUCAACUACCACCGUCCCUCCUCAUAUCGUUACGUCCCCUGUAGGAUCAAUCAAUAGAUCUGACACUUCUAUGAAUAAAUCUGAUAUCACUGUUAAUGGUGGAAGACCGGAAGUUCCAGUUGUCACUGCCGGAAGUAGAAACUGGUGGCCUUUGCUAGCUUUACUAGUGAUACCCAUUGUAGUUAUUUUGGUAUGCUUUGUCUACUGCCGUAGAAAAAGAUCUCAGAAAGAUAGUCCUGUCCAUUAUCAACAGGUACCGAAAAAAUCACCGGAGGUAAAUAUUUUAAAAGACAAUAGGGUUAAGAAGAGGGAUUCUUUCAUCGGUCAAGGAGACAAGUUUAAAAAGGUUCCAUACAUUGACGGGGUUGUCAAUGGGUCAGACGGUGACUCAUCUACAAAAGACGAUUCCGGCCAAGAAAUCAUCGAAAUGAUCACAGACGUCUCACAAAUUGCAUAUUAA
Messenger RNA from Saccostrea echinata, 1057 nucleotides. RefSeq lists its product as uncharacterized. The transcript is spliced from 3 exons. NCBI's taxonomy places the organism in Eukaryota, Metazoa, Mollusca, Bivalvia, Ostreida, Ostreidae. The coding region runs from base 215 to 1057 and encodes 280 amino acids. The record is from RefSeq and is a predicted model, not a curated record.